CCCAAUACCGACGUCCUGUCACGCACACAUCAGCGCCGUUCUGGCUGAUACGAGCAAACAGCAUGGAGGUGAACACAACUGAACAGCCACUUCUUUCAGUUGAUGGCACCGAGACGCUCUCCUGUUGCGACUAUCAUCCUGAAGGCGACGCAACAGCUGAAGCGCACUCGCAUUGCCUGCGAGCCAAAGCUGCGGUGAAUCGCGCAUCGUCCUCGACGAGUCUGCAGGUUCCAGACGCUCAUUUGCACAAGCUCCCCAUCAUAAAAACGGAAACAUCACACUGGAGACAUCCAGAAAAAAAGACACGGGUGGUGAGGUCGUCCAGCACUGGAAACCGACACUCGUCGUCUGAACGUAACUCGCGGCGAUCUCUGGACCCCUUCUCCGCGUCUCAGCUCCAUCAAACAAAGCUUAUGAGAUAUGAGAGUAAAAACGACGAUCUGGUCACCAUUAAGCCCAGUCAUUACCGGCGCCUAGUUGUUCUCGGCGCACCCAGAGUGGGUAAAACGGCAGUCAUCCGGCGUUUCUUGGGUGAUGGAUUCGAGGACCUUUACGAGCCAACGACAGAAGACUUUCAUAGCAAACUGUACCACAUCCGAGGAGAGAGAUAUCAGCUAGAUAUCCUGGACGCGUCCAAAGAAAGAGACUUUCCUGCCAAACGAAGACUUUCUAUUCUGACAGGUGACAUAUUCCUCCUCGUGUUCAGCGUGACCGACAGAGAGUCUUUCGAUGAGGUGUGCUCGUUACGUGAGGAGGUUUUCGCUGCCAAAUCCAAGCUGAAGAAAUCCAAAGAAAACAGACAGCUGCCUAUUAUAAUAUGCGGCAAUAAAUCUGAUUUCAAUUCCUUGAGAGCUGUGCACCAGUCCGAUGUCCGCCAGUGUCUCGGGGAGGACAGUGUCCUCUUUGAGGUGUCCGCUAAAGACUGCACGAAACUGGAGGAGAUGUUCGAGGCUCUGGUGGUGCUGGGGGGGCUCCCAACAGAAACCAGACCCUCUCUCCACCGAGACAUCUCCAUUCACACGUAUGAAGCGCUGAGCAAUAGAAAGAGAAACAAAAGAGCCAUUGGGCCGCUGGCCAUAAGUGAGCCGUGUGGGGCUGUGCACCCGCUCGCCCGCAGACCGAGUUUUAAUAGUGAUCUGCGGCGCGUGAUGGGGCCCACCACCCCGAAACGAAGUACGCCUAUUGAGAGGUGUCAAAUACAGUAAGAGUAACACUAGUGACUCUGUUUCAAACCCAUGAAUAAUAUUUAUUCAAGUAUGUAAGAAUUAUCAUAUUCUAUAAGUUCUUGGCUGGACCAAAGGACAGACUCUAUGACAAUGUAUUUGUGAAAUGUCUUUAAAAGUAUUCUAAUGUAAGCGAGUUAAGCGUGGUUCCUUGAUGUUGAGUGCAUUACCUCAAAUAUGUUUCCACGUACAUUUGAAUUCUAAUACAGACAUCAAAGACGCAGUGACACGCCAUGUUUUUCAUAAUACUGAG
This is a messenger RNA of Myxocyprinus asiaticus (Chinese sucker), 1476 nucleotides long. RefSeq names its product GTP-binding protein Rhes-like. The coding region runs from base 63 to 1205 and encodes 380 amino acids. The record is from RefSeq and is a predicted model, not a curated record. The transcript is spliced from 2 exons. Gene Ontology annotation, molecular function: GTPase activity; GTP binding. NCBI's taxonomy places the organism in Eukaryota, Metazoa, Chordata, Actinopteri, Cypriniformes, Catostomidae.